AUACUUUGUGGAAUAGAUAUUUUCUAACACACAAGACUGAACAACUCCCUCACGACCAAAAGUACCCUCUUUCAGCAAUCUGCCCAAGAUGCCUCUCGUUGUUCCCGGCGUGACUACGCAGUCUGGCGACAAGACUGAGGAGUGGAUGAACAAGUUGGUGGGCAAGCAGCUACACGACGGCGAAGAGUCCAACGAGACUCUCUUCGCGAAGAGAGAACUCCCCGAGAGCCACAGAAUCAUCCAACCUGGUCAGAUGGUCACUAGGGAUCUUAACCCUGACCGCCUCAAUAUCCACGUGAAGGAAGAUGGCACAGUAUCUCAUGUCACUCACGGCUAAGCUGGGACGUGCUGUGAUGGUAUUUUGAGGAGCCGCCUCUUUUUGGUGGUUGAGUGGAGAGAUGGGAUCUGGGCAGAGCAGAUGUGGUGGCCGCCGGUGCGAGCUCUGCUUCUUCCUGAGAUACCUCUUGCGACCUAGUCAUAUUCCAAAGACACGUAUCCUCAUAGCAAAUGUUACACUUCAUUUAGCAG
Cryphonectria parasitica EP155 is the source of this 528-nucleotide messenger RNA. RefSeq lists its product as uncharacterized. Lineage: Eukaryota; Fungi; Ascomycota; Sordariomycetes; Diaporthales; Cryphonectriaceae. The record is from RefSeq and is a predicted model, not a curated record. The coding region runs from base 89 to 337 and encodes 82 amino acids. The transcript is spliced from 2 exons.